Molecule: messenger RNA, 276 nt
Organism: Lymnaea stagnalis (great pond snail)
Lineage: Eukaryota; Metazoa; Mollusca; Gastropoda; Lymnaeidae
Source: the annotation of a GenBank genome assembly
GCCCGGCUUUCCCCUACCCCCACUGACACAGAAAAACCUAACAUUGCCACUCAAGUGUACAGGUCGGCCAUUGAUUUUAUCGGCAACUCAGCCCAGAAGCGAUUAGAGGCUCAUGCUGAUUUCGAACAUGAAACCAAAGAUGAUGCACCGGUCAGCGUCAGACCAGCCCUGCUGAGUGCCGAGGAAGAUGUGGGUGACACCUGGUUGGUUGACGACAUGAAAAUUUCCAGAACCAAAAAGAAAAGUGCAGCUGUGACGAAUCUCCUUACAACAUCC